Molecule: messenger RNA, 888 nt
Organism: Colletotrichum truncatum
Lineage: Eukaryota; Fungi; Ascomycota; Sordariomycetes; Glomerellales; Glomerellaceae
Product: ABC multidrug transporter
Biological process (GO): transmembrane transport
Cellular component (GO): membrane
Molecular function (GO): ATP binding; ATPase-coupled transmembrane transporter activity; ATP hydrolysis activity
Source: RefSeq, a predicted model, not a curated record
AUGAGUCAUCAUAUAAAGCUUGCAACUACGAUCAGGAACUGGACUGUUUUGGAGACGUCUAUUGGGGCUGUGGCCAGAAUCAGGCAGUUUGCAAAAGAAACACCUUCCGAAAAGCGAAAUCUCGUCGACGGAGGCAAGCCUCCUUCAGGAUGGCCACUGAAGGGCGCUAUUGAAUUCAAGAACGUGAACGUGACUGCUAGAUACACUCAAGACACAGAACCGACACUCAAAGGGUUGUCUCUCUCCAUAUCCCCUGGACAGAAGAUUGCCGUGUAUGGCCCCUCUGGCAGCGGCAAGACUUUAAUGGUGCUCUCCCUGCUGCAAAUGAUUGAGGUCGCAGAUGGUAACAUUGUUAUUGACGGCAUUGAUGUGGCGCAUGAACAAAAAGCUCGUGUUCGCGAGCACAUCAACGUCAUCCCACAAGAGCCUUUCUUCAUGCCAGGGACCGUGCGCUUCAAUCUUGAUCCGCACUCGCGGGCAAGUAGUGAGGACAUCAAGGCAGCGCGAGAAAAAGUUGGCCUUCUUGGGAGAAUCGGCAUGGCGGGUGGCUUAGAUGCCGAACUAAAUGCAACAGAGUUUUCGGUCGGCGAGAGACAGCUACUUGCUCUCACGAGGGCACUGAUCGCCAAGAGCCAAAUCCUGGUGCUCGAUGAGGCUAGGAGCAGCGUUGACCUGGAAACGGAAUCCAUGUUGCAAAAAGUGAUUGAGAAAGAAUUCUCUCAGCAGACGAUAAUUUCCGUCAUCCACCGUCUCCAAUUUGCUCGGCAAUAUGACAAAGUAUUGCUUCUGAAGCAGGGAGAAGUCGUGGAGUGCGAUACUCCGAGUGCUUUACUAGAAAACGAUUCCGGGUUCAGGGAAUUCUUCUCAGUGAUGCAACGUUCAGCUUGA